AGAUGACCGAGCCCAUGCCCCGGCUGGCAUCCGUCGGUGGGCGGUGUGCGGUGGGGCCAAGGCAUCGUGUUCCUGACGACGGCUGCCGCACUCUACUCCUUCCUUCCUUCCUUCCUUCCCACACGUCACUUUUUCCCGUCGUCUCUCUCCUUGCGCGUCGAUAAACCACGCACACUCCUCUCCCAGUCCCCCCCUUCUCCACGCCCCCUGCUCGACUGCUCCCGUGAUCUGAUCUGAUCUGAUCGGCGAUCAACUCGGCAUGGCGGACUGGGGCCCCGUGGUGGUGGGCGUGGUGCUCUUCGUGCUGCUGUCGCCUGGCCUGCUCUGCGAGCUCCCGGGCACGCACCGCCACGUCGACUUCGGCGGCUUCCACACCAACGGCAAGGCCAUCUUCGUGCACACCCUCAUCUUCUUCGCCGCCUUCACCAUCCUCACGCUCGCGCUCCACGUCCACAUCUACACCGGCUAGUACUAGUCUAUAUGUAUGUGUGGUGGUCGAUCUGGGACUUGCAGAGGUCAGAUCAGAACCAGAUCGGAUCAUGCCGUCGUUGCUGCUCUUGUUCCUCUUCAACUCGAUCGAUUCGACAAGUGCUUGUACUGCCUUCCUCAAUCCUAGCUAUUAUUACUCAUAUCUAUCAUGUAAAGGCCAUAUGGCCGUCGGUCUGUAGCUAACGCUUGCAGGAACUAGUGCCUGCCCUUUUAAUCGAAUCUGUUGGUUGGUUGGUUGGAGCAAAUCUAUUAGUAUUUGCUGGUUAAUUGAUUGGUAGCGCUUUUUUGUUCA
Molecule: messenger RNA, 781 nt
Organism: Sorghum bicolor (sorghum)
Lineage: Eukaryota; Viridiplantae; Streptophyta; Magnoliopsida; Poales; Poaceae
Exons: 1
Coding region: 260-469 (69 amino acids)
Source: RefSeq, a predicted model, not a curated record